This is a messenger RNA of Gasterosteus aculeatus aculeatus (three-spined stickleback), 7131 nucleotides long. The record is from RefSeq and is a predicted model, not a curated record. Lineage: Eukaryota; Metazoa; Chordata; Actinopteri; Perciformes; Gasterosteidae.
CUCUCAUCUACAACUGAAAAUACCAGCUUGCACGCGCACUUCUCCGUCGUGGCUCUCUCAUUUCAGGCCUGGUCUUGUGUCCCUGCGGGAUAUCAGGCUACCUGUGCUUGGCAGUAAGAGGCCAGCUCCGUGACCUGCCAGCAGCCUCUCCCUCAAUGACCGGCCAUGGCCUCUUGUCAAGCGCACACCGGCUGAUAGGGCUUCUUCUGUUGCUUUCACUGGGACUUUUGUCAGUUGUAUGAGCAAGGCAGUGAUCUCCAAUGGCAACCUGCUUGCUGUCUUUCUUUGGCGAUUUAGUUUUGGAACGUUUCAUUUUACAGGUAUGGCCUCACAAGUCUUGGUCUACCCAUCACACCUGCACUCUGCUCAAAGAAGUGCCUUAAGAACCAGCAGACAAAAAGAAGAAGCUCACCGCAAGCACAACAUCAGCAGAGCAUUUCAGCACCGGCCAACAGCCAAGACUUACGUGAUCGGCGUCAACUACGAUAUCGCCUACCCGAACAACGUGAUCCCGUCUUCAGCCGCUGCCAAUCCAGGAACUUUACGGCGAGGGAGCAGCGCGCAUUGCAGGCACGGUAGUACAGAGACAGGAGAGCCGGGAUACGUCAGCCUUCUAGGAUCAGGUGCCCCCCAGAUAAGUGAGAAGAAGCCAGGUGGCGAGCGUCCGCGGCAGAACAGCUGCUUAGGAACCAUGCAGAUAGUGGAGGAGGUAUCUGCUCUAUCGUCACUUCCUCCCCCUGUAGUCAUGUUGCACGCCAGCGCGGGGAGCCACGCAGACGCCGCCAGAGUCGGCUGCGGAGGGGAUCUGUCCAUUCAGCACGGCAGAGCCGAGGCAGUGACCAACAUGGGACUCGACGCCGAGGGAACCGGAAUCGGGUCCAGUGGCAGCACUCGUGCCGCAGCCGGCGCCACGCUGACCAGGACUGGAUCUCUAGACGGCGACUAUCAGCUCAUCCAGCACGAGGUUCUGAGCUCCCUGAAGAACAGCUACGAGGUUUUGGAGUUCCUUGGCCGUGGAACAUUCGGUCAGGUGGUGAAGUGCUGGAAGAGGGGCACGAGUGAAGUGGUGGCCGUCAAGAUACUGAAGAACCACCCGUCGUAUGCGCGCCAGGGGCAGAUAGAGGUGGAGAUCUUGGCCCGUUUGAGCAGCGAAAAUGCCGAUGAGCACAACGUGGUGCGCGCCCUGGAGUGCUUUCAGCACCGCAGCCACACCUGCCUGGUGUUUGAGAUGCUGGAGCAAAACCUCUACGACUUCCUGAAACGGAACAAGUUCAGUCCACUGCCGCUCAAAAUCAUCCGGCCCGUCCUACAGCAGGUGGCGACAGCUUUAAAGAAGCUCAAGUCUCUGGGUUUGAUCCACGCCGACCUGAAGCCAGAAAACAUCAUGCUGGUGGACCCCUCCAGGCAGCCCUACAGAGUCAAGGUGAUUGACUUCGGCUCGGCCAGCCACGUCUCCAAGGCCGUCUGCUCCACUUACCUGCAGUCCAGAUACUACAGGGCUCCGGAGAUCAUUUUGGGCCUGCCAUUCAGCGAGGCCAUAGACAUGUGGUCGCUGGGCUGUGUGAUAGCAGAGCUCUUCUUGGGCUGGCCCCUCUACCCCGGAGCGAUGGAGUACGACCAGAUCCGGUACAUCUCCCAGACUCAGGGCGUGCCGGCCGAGCAGCUGCUCAACAAGGGAACAAAGACCUCUCGCUUCUUCUGCAAAGAGUCCAACUCUCCCUAUGCCUCCUGGAGACUAAAAAGUAAAUGCACAACAGAAGAGCACGAGAAGGAGACAGGCCUGAAAUCCAAAGAGGCCAGAAAGUACAUCUUCAGCUGCCUGGACGACAUCGCACACGUGAACGUGGUGCUGAGCCCUGAUGGCAGCGCCAUGCAGGCGGAAAAGGCAGACAGGAGGGAGUUUGUGUCCCUACUGAGGAGCAUGCUGCUGAUCGACGCCGAGGACCGGACCGUUCCCACCAGUGUCCUCAACCACCCCUUCCUCACGAUGACCCACCUGCUGGACUACCCACACAGCCACCACGUGCAGUCUGCAUUCCGCAUCAUGGAUAUGUGCCACAGUCGGCCCGCCAACGCAGUGUUUGACGCUAUCAAUGAGAACACCAUUCACUUCUCAAGGCCCCCCGUGACCCCUGCACCCUCCUCUGGCCUACCUCUAGGCUACGGCAGCAUACCAGUCCAUACUCGGGCUAUAAACCAGUCGGGUCCCUCUGUGAUGCAUCCUGAGAUUGCUUUAGCAGCUGGGAACGGUCAGUUCGGGUGCACUGACCCCUUCCCAUCUGGCCUUUUUCUUUGUCCUCCCCCCAUGCAAGGUAACCUUAACCAACCAGCAGCGUAUUCUGUCCCCAUGGUAACUCAGGCUCCCCCCAUGCAGCCCUUGCCAGUGAGACACGGAGUCAUUGCUCAGCAGGCCUGGUCAAGCCGGGGGCAGCAGCUCCUCGUCCCAGCAGCCUGGCAACAGAUGGCUCAAGUGGGUCCUCCUCCGUCUCACCCCCCUCCACAACCCCCAUCCUCCCUAACCAACGAUGCCACAGCAGGCCCACAAAGAAUCAGUGACUGGGGCAGCCACUACACCUCAGUCAUGCAACAGCCCCUACUGACGAAUCCUAUGCCAGCCCUCUCUGCCCAUCAGCCGAUCAACGUCGGCAUAGCUCAUGUUGUUUGGCCCCAGCCGGCCAAUAAAAGGAACAGACACGGUUACAACAGGAACCUGUCCACCCACUGCAACAUCCACGCUCCGGCCAAGAUGGCCAACGCGGUCGGACAGGCGGUGGCACGUAGGGAACAGCCUCGGAGGGAGGAGCCCGCGGCCGGAACUGUGCAGCCGGGAGUUCCAAACCGGGACACGGAGGAAAACCACGUGCAGCAGAAAGCGACCUGCUUCAAAGAGGCGGCGCCAAAGGCAAACAGCCAGCCGGACCCGUCCGGCGGGCAGCAGCGCGAGGUAGCGGUCCUGAUGGGCGACACGCCCAGCCCCGCUGCCAGCGUGAUCAGCAUCCGCAGCGAACUGACCGACGAAGAGGACGAAGACCUCCCGAGGUGCCGUCUUGGCGGGUGUAAAGAGGAGUGUGUGUGCGAGGCGUGCAGACACACCAGUGUGUCUAUGGAAAGAGUGUGUUCCCUCAGUAGCCCCGACAGCAGCCUCAGCACCGGCUCCUUUGCCUCCAACUCGCUCCAGUCCAGCCCCUCCCUCUCGCCAUGCAAGAGACCCAACAGCAUGUCUGAGGACGACAGCCACGAGAGCGGCUGCGACACCGUGGAAGGCUCCCCUGCGCCAACAUCGACGCAUGGUGACAGACCCUACCGGUACCUUGACGACAACCGCCCGAACCUAGCCGCCACAGUGGCGCCGCCGCCCUGCCACGCAGCACGGGGCCGCAGCCCCCCAGGCGUCAGGACCAUGGUGGUGCCCCCGAUGAGAAUGCAGAACAACAACGGUCACGGAACAGCAGAGCGUUUCCAGAGGAUAGAGUCCUGGUCCCGGUCCAACAGGCGCUGCAGCCUCGUAGGACAACAGAGCAACCCCUCCUCCUUCCCCCUCCUGUCCCGGCAGCAGCAACAGCAGCCCCCCCCCAUGGGCUUUGGACAGGUGCAGCUGUACGGUUCCAACCACGGCGCCAAAGAGUGGAACGGCAACUAUGGGUCUCUGCGUCCUCACGCUUACAUCCCCCCCACGGGCCACACGCACACCUUCACCCACCUGCCGCACAGCAGUCCCACGCACACCUCGGCCCCGCAGCACGCCCUGCUGCAGUACCCCCCCGCCGCCACACUCACCGCUCACCACCCACACCCCAUCCUGCCCUCCCGCCCGCCUCCCCCAGCUGUCCUCCAGCACAGCUACGGCCUCUCCCAUCCCCAGGGAGGCGCUAUAGUGCACCAGGUCACCCUGGGCAUCUGCGCCCAGCACCACCCGGCUCCACCCCCGCACAGGCUCCUCCCAUCCCCGUCCAUCCACCCGCACCACCAAUCUGGCUAUGGCCACCACCCCCCCUUCCAGCACCCGUACAUGGCCUCUCCGGUGGCUUACACCAGCUUCCCCCUGAGCCCCACCAAGCUCAGCCACCACCCGCAGUUCUACAUCUGAGGAGCGGGACGGGCCCGCAGCGGUACCUUCUGCUGAGGAAGGCCAACGGCAAAUGGACUGGUGCUGCGACCUGGGCGGGCAGAGCCGGCAGCAGACACUUAAGGUGACGGACACGAGGGGGAGUGAAACCUCCUCCCCCCCAACCUGGAAAUAACGAGAGAUUAUGUCAGCGAACCAAACCUCCCUCUCUCACCCUUUUUAUCUAUGUUGCCUUGUAGCAUUUGUGCUAGCCGGUCUGAUCUGUGUGUUAAGCCAUCCCGGUGUGUAUUAAUCAGGAUGGAACGCUGCCGUCGCCCUAGUGCCUUAAAAAAUUAAAAUCAGCCUGACGUUGAGUCAGAACACAAUAGAUUGUACAUUUUAAACAAAAAAGAGAAAAGAUAGGCUUGCAGCACUUAACCGUCAGACUGUGCAGGCGACGGGUUCUUUGGAGGAGUAACGCUUGCGGCUUUGCUUUAACGUAGACUUCAGUUUUCUUUCUAACUCUGAGGACGGGCUUCAGCUAGAGGGUGCAUAUCUAGGGCUUUGACUGAAUGAGCUUUUCAUGUACAUAAAGAGUGAUCUGAUAUUUUGGUAAUAAAUUUCUAUUCACUAUAGUACUUAAAUUCAUAAGUCACUGUUUACUGUAACUGCAAUACAAUCUAGAUGGCCUCUGGGUUGCUGUGUAUUUUAAAAUAUGUCUUGGCAUUUAGGCUAGACUUGCGUCGACGUGUUUUAGGUUUUGGUGAGCGGCGCAUAAGGCAAUUGUUUCUUGUGUGUUCUUUUUAAAUGCUUUUCAGUGUUUGAGAUAACCUACAGUAUCAUUUGAGGUGUGGAAACGAACCUUCUUGUCCAUGUAUUGAAGUCACUUUUGAUACAUUCCGUGUGUGUGUGUGUGUGUGUGUGUGUGUGUGUGUGUGUGUGUGUGUGUGUGUGUGUGUGUGUGUGUGUGUGUGUGUGUGUGUGUGUGUGAUUUAGUAGUUCUGCUGUGUCUUUACCAUUAGCUGGUAUGUGUUUUGCCUUUACUCAAAUCGGCACCAAAGACAGUUCGUUGAUCAUUUCUGAAGCACGGUUGAGGCUAUUUCUGCUUUCACCUCCAGCGUACUGUUGCAGUAUUGUGAGAUUUAUUUAAAAAAAGAAGAAAAAUUUAGAGGUUGAGGUUUUACUUUUCUGAGCUUUCUUUUUUGUUGGCAAAUUGUAUUUGGAAUGUAUAGAUAAUAAGCUGCUAUGUACUGAUUAUCUGCCACUUGGUAGCUGUGAAUUUAGAGGAGAAAACUCAUCCUAGCCUGCCUGUUAUUGUUUUAUAUUGUAGAAGUGUUUUUUCUUUCUUAUAGUACAUUACAUGCUGUUCCUAUAUGCUAGUGCCUCUGUAUUUUGGCUGUUCUUUUGAAGUAUAAACUGCUGUAAUGGAAGUUGAGUUUUUAUUUUUCAUUCUGUUGCUCUUUUGGUGCGUGUGUGCAUUUGUGUGUGUGUGUGUGUGUGCAUUUUGCCUCUGCUUCUCCAUUCUGUAACUGGUGUCUCGUGUUAUUGCCCAAUUUGCAGCUCUUCGUACUGCACAACUAGUGCCUUUCUUCAGACAAGUGGCCAGCAGAAGAUUUCCACUCUUGGGAAGCUAGUUCCUCAAGAGGGGAUCAGCUCCUGUUUUUCACGUCACCAAAACCCCAAAGUUGUUAUUUUCCAGUUUUUAAACUUAAACUAAAGAUACAAAUCAGGGAAGAUAUCGUGUGCUCACGGAGACCUGCAUAGUUCUGGGGAUAAACUCUUUUUUUUAUUUUUUUAUUUUUUUUUAAAACAAGGAAAACCCAUCUGGCUUCAAUAUACACAAAUGUAAAGCUUUAUUCUAUUCUAUUCAGUGAAUGUGUGUGUUUGCAAAUGAGUUGCUUGUUGCUUUUGCGAUGGCUACACAGCUGCCGUCUCGGCCACUCUGGUCUCAUGUAUGCAGCUAUAACCACAGGUAGAUAUCGUCGUGUUUCUCAAGGCUUCAUGCCCACUCAAAGGUUUAGCUCCAAAGUUCUCCUCUGCUCCGAUUUCGGGCGAGAAACCUCUCCUCUUCAUCAAUGAGAUCCAAGGCUCUUUGGUUCUGUGAAAUGACAACAAACAAAGCAAUAUGUAAUUGAUGAACAAUUUGUCAUUGUCAAAAACAAAGCAGAAAAAGUAUCUUGUAAAACGACCAAAUCAAGAAAGGUUUCUGGAGCUAUUUAUUUUUGUCACUGUUGUACUCUAAUGUUUUACAUUAUAAUUGUUUUGCGUUGUUGCUUAAGCGGUGGGUGGGUGUUGUGUACUUGUCUGAUGUGCUGCUGUUUGGCUGUGUUCUCUCAGCUCGGCCCCUGCGAGGUCCUGCCCCCCCUUCCCCCUCGCUUGCUUUGGGCUGAUUUAUGAUGGGUGGGUUCUUUGCCAGUUGCAUCGUGGCCCCGGGUCUAAAAUGUCUAGCAGCCAACAGAGCAGGCUGUGGGAUACUUUGGUAUUUUUUGUGUGUGGUUAUAGUAUUAAACAAAGAUGUCAGAUAAAAAAACAAAACUUAUCAACUCAACAAGCAGAGGUGUGAACGUCUGAUCCGAUCACCAGGCUGAGGAAGAACAAAAUCUCGACUCCUAGGCCACGUUUUAGGUUGAUUGUUUUUGUUUCUUUCGUACCACAACAAUCUAAUUAUUGGCGUGAUAAUUAUUGUAUUUAGACCCCUAUAUGUGUAAACAAUUUCUAAAUUGAAAACUGUUACUGUUCUAAGUUUAUCUUGAUCUGUCUGGCUUUAUGAUUUAAAUUUUGUUGAUUUUAAAUUCUGUAUUCUUAAAUGCUACUCUAGUUUAACAUGUAGCAAACUGCACUGUGCAAUAUACAAAAAUGAGGACUGGGGAAAAUGAUUUGUUUGGAUGUGAUAAUGUGUGUCUUACCAGUUGGCGGUCACCCCCCCCCCUCCCUCUAGUUCUCAAUGAGUUUCAGUGUGACCAAGCCUUAUUUACCAUGUCACAAAAAGCGGGUUCCUUCUUUGUGACUCUUAUUGGUGAGUGUCAAAUUCUGAAUUGAUGGUGUUCUAUGUCAAGAUUCACUUUGAAUUAAAAAAAGAAAUCUUA